This is a messenger RNA of Rotaria sp. Silwood2, 2822 nucleotides long. The record is from the annotation of a GenBank genome assembly. NCBI's taxonomy places the organism in Eukaryota, Metazoa, Rotifera, Eurotatoria, Philodinida, Philodinidae.
CGUCAGAAUGGGUAUUCUAUGGACUUUGUGUGGACUUUGUUCCUGUGACAUCAGAUCGCUUUAACACUAAAAACAAAUAUCGCCAUUCGACUCAGCUUAGUGAAAUACCCCAAGCUCAAUAUAGUUUAGAGUGACCAGUGGUCAGUUGGCCGAUUUCAAGGCUUCCAGUAAAAUACCGAUAACUCGUCGACAGAAUACGCUAGAAAGGUCGGCCUUGCGUAGAUCGACAGAGAAAUGUAUUUGCUAUUGAUUGACUAUAUUGAAACCUAUAACUGAUAGCGAAAUUUUUUCAGACAACUUGUGGUCAAAAUAUACAGAAGAAACUGACCAGCUUGACCAGAUCGUAGUCAGGAUAAUUUAGUAAAGUUUUAUUUCCCCCACAUUUCUCUUUCUAAUGGUGAAAACCGCAAGUCUCUAGCUAUUAUCGUUCUCCAGAUAUUCAAAAAACAUCGAGGUGCAUUAUAUUUUGGUGUCGAUAAUAGUUUUGUUGUCUAUUUACAUCACACUACCGAUUAUAUCCCAAUUAGAAGAUAGUCAACUGUUUAAGUAUCAAAUUAUCACACAAAUCUACUAGUUCCAUCUUAUGAGACAAUAUAGAAUUCUACUUAUUUCUCAUUGAAAAAAUAUCAGUUUUAAAGAGUAAAAAUAUUUCUUUCUUCGAACUCUUGUUAUGUCUACAAUAAAUAUAAUAAUGUUUAUUUUGAUGAAAAAUAAUUUCUUUCUUAUUAUUCAGGUGGUGUAAGAGAAGAGCAAGUACUUGAUGCUUUUAAAAUUCUUUUUAAUGAUAAUCAAGUUAAAGCUGUACUUGUCAAUAUAUUUGGUGGUAUUGUUAAUUGUGCUAUAAUUGCAAAUGGAAUUGAAAAAGCUUGUAAAAAACUUGGUUUAAAAAUUCCUCUUGUUGUUCGUCUUCAAGGAACAAAUAUGGAUGAAGCUCGUCGUAUACUUAAUCAAAGUUCAUUUCCUAUUACAGCUGAAAAUGAUUUUGAAAAAGCUGCACAAAAAGUUUGUUCAUUAGUGAAAAAUACUAGCAAGUAAAUCGAAAAAACAGUGACUGGCAUUUCUUCUUUCGUAGAUUAUUUGUGCUUUUUUGUCCUUUAUCUAUAUUUAAAAAAUAAAUAAAAUCCUUGAUAAACUCUGACAAUUAACAAGUAUUAAUAUGUUAGAAUAAUUUAUCCACUUUUAUCAUACAAGAAUGUUUUUGAUUUUAAAGUUUUAUGAUAAAUAUUUGAUGAUUUUUUUUAUAUUUUAAUAUAAUGUUCAUACUUCAUCCUUCAUAAUUUGCCUGCUUUUUCCUUGCAACAAACAUGUACUUUAUGUUGCUGGGUUUUUAGAGAACUUUAAUGUCAGUUUUCAUUCAUGUUCAGCAAAACGAUGAUUUGACCUCUACCUUUUAUCUAAUAUAACUAAAAAUAAUGAGCCCGUCUCUAGUCAGCUUUUAUUUUUAUGUUAAUUAAAACCCGGUUGUUUUUCUUUGUCUUUUUUUUCACUUAAUAGACAAACACGUCAAAAGUUAUCAUUUUCUGUUACAAUGAUCUCGAGAACGGAGAGUCAGAAAAUGUGCCAAUAGACUUUCUUGUAUUGUAUUACUCACCUAUUGAAGAAAGUAAUAGAUUUGUAGGGAAUCUUUUUCUGUAUGGAAUUCUUAUAUUUAAAAUCAAAAUUAAUUAUAUCUCUUAGGCUCUUUACUUUUGUUAAGCUAUAAAUAGUAGAAGUAAAAAAGCUUAUUGCAGUGCUAGCGACAGAGUGAAUAUGUAUCUUAAUAAACAAGAAUGUAUCAAAUCAAGCUUAACAUAGCGCGUUGUUCUAAGUGUCAUCCUCCGUUCAUAUAAGGCUACGGUAAUCUUUUUACUUCUGCUAUUUAUCGCGUAAGAAAAGGAUAUUUAUUUAUUUUGAUCUUAAAUAUAAGAAUUUCCUACGGAAAAGACUUCCUACAAAUUCACGCUGUUAAAAUAACUUUUACUUUCUUCGAUACAUAAUUAAGUCAGCACAAGAACUGAAUAUCUGAUGCCGAUUGUUGUGCUCUUACUAAUUAUAUAUUGAACAAUGAAAUUAGCUACAAAUUUUUAGGGACUACAUAGAACACCAGUUGUUCUAUUAUAUCAUGUAUUCUGACUAAAAUUUCAACAUAGAACAAGCGUCCAAUAGUUGGCGAAAAUAAGUGGUUGGAUACUGUUUGGAGAAUAAAAACUAAACAGAUCAAUGAAUUGUUCUGACAUUUUUUACUAGUAUUUUAAAGGUUAUAGGUUGUAUUCUGAUGAAAAUCAUAUGGUUUUAGCUCAUCUUUCAAGCCAUAUCUUUCAUAAGCAUCCUCGACAUCAGCUGUUACAACAUGUAACUGGUCGUAAUCUUUUUAAGUUUAUGAUGAUCGGAGAUUAUUCGUUGAAUGGCGUUAUUAUUCAGAUUAGUUUACGAUUGAAAUUCGUCAAUUGCCAUAUGAUGAUCAUCAUUAAUAAACUGAUGAAUAGAUUUUGUUCGCUGGCUUGUGCUCUUGGUCUUCACAAAGCGAUUUAUAGCAUUUUUCAACUGUUUUGAGGAAUGAACCUUGGCUGUUGCAAAUAAAAUCUAGUGCAGUAAAUCCAGAAGCGAAAGUUUUUCUUAUGCAACAAAAUCAGCAGUGAACAGCUAUAAUCGUAAUUCUAGUAUUAUCAAACCUCCAGUCGCUCCUACAAUGUAGGGUGUGGGUGUGAGAGCAGAUGUAGGUUAUGAGCGAAGAGAGAAGCAUGAACUCUUUUCAGGAUAUUUAUAGCCCAUUUAGGUCUUCAUAAUGCACGUGGUCUCGACUCAAAAGCAGAUAGAGAUUUCUCCCUGAUAAGAUGACUCUU